GUGGCGAGCGGAACACUGGCUAGGCUAUAUCAUCUUUGCGAUAGUUACGCCGCGCUGCACGUUGCUAGUUAGUUGCAAUGUUGUAGCUAUUAGCACGAUCGCCAGUCCUUCGCUGGGAGGGAGACCCGACGAUUAGUUUGACAAACCUACGGAGUUAACGUUAAUUAUUGGCCAUUUGUAUUCCAACCAGCAACUACAGGUCAACACUCUGCUAGCCAGUUUGUGUUCUUGUCUGUCUCUUAGCCCGCUAGCAUACCAGCUAGCUAGCCGUUAGCGUUGUAUAGUCUAACGUUAUUUCCUCAGUGCGAACCGUUUCCUGCCCAACUGAAGGACCAUGGCGAUGAGACAGACUCCACUCACCUGCUCUGGUCACACCCGGCCUGUGGUGGACCUGGCCUUUAGUGGAAUCACUCCCUAUGGCUACUUCCUCAUCAGCGCCUGCAAGGAUGGCAAGCCCAUGUUGCGCCAGGGAGACACAGGGGACUGGAUAGGAACGUUUCUGGGUCACAAAGGUGCGGUCUGGGGAGCCACUCUCAACACAGACGCCACGAAGGCAGCCACCGCUGCAGCUGACUUCACAGCAAAGGUGUGGGAUGCAGUGAGUGGAGACGAGGUCCUCACACUGGCACACAAACACAUCGUCAAGACUGUCAACUUUACUCAGGACAGCAACUGUCUGCUGACUGGAGGAAAUGACAAGCUGUUGCGCAUCUAUGAUCUCAGCAACCCUGAAGCAGCACCUCAGGAGAUUGCAGGUCACACCUCAGCUAUAAAGAAAGCCUUGUGGUGUAACAACGACAAGCAGAUCCUCUCUGCUGCAGAUGACAAAACCAUACGGCUGUGGGACAGGAGCUCCAUGGAGGAGGUGAAGAAGUUGGUGUUCGACACGUCUGUGAGCAGCAUGGAGUAUGUGGCUGAUGGAGAGAGUCUUGUUAUAACAUAUGGAAAGACAAUCGCUUUCUAUGACGCUCUGAGCCUGGACCUGAUCAAGGCAGUGGACGCCCCUGCUCCCAUCAACUCGGCCUCCCUCCACCCAGAGAAGGACUUCUUUGUUGCUGGGGGAGAUGACUUCAAACUCUACAAAUUUGACUACAGCACCAAGGAAGAGCUGGAGUCCUAUAAGGGUCACUUUGGUCCAGUACACUGUGUUCGCUUCAGUCCAGAUGGUGAGCUCUAUGCCAGUGGCUCUGAGGACGGCACGCUCCGACUGUGGCAGACUGCUGUGGGGAAAACCUACGGCCUGUGGAAGUGUGUCCUUCCUGAGGACCUGGGGGCAGAGAACUCUGAGCAGCUGUACACCUCGACCCCUGAGAUUAAAGCCUGAGGAGAAAGAGGUGCCGGAAACAGGUUGAGAAGAGAAAGUAAGAAGGAAAGAAGAUGAGUGGAGGGUUCCAGUGUUCUAUCAGGCCCCAGCAAGGAGCAUCUUUCUACCAUCUAUCAGAAACUGAUGUGGAUAUUAUGACUACCUUGUCUGUCAUGGACCAACCCAUCACACAUACACACACUGAUUUUAUGCAAUCAUAUGGACAGUAUUGGCUACAGAGUAAAGCAGUAGAGCUGUGAGUGUCUGCUCAUCGCUGCCUGCUUUCUCUCUGAUCAUCCCAGUUCUGUCUGUUGCUCAACCCCCCCCCCCCCCCCCCCCGGAACAGUUUUGGUUUCAAAAAAGGUUUUUGUCAGUUCAAAUUUACAAGAAUACUGGAGGUAGUUGCACAGUUUGUUCUUAGUUAAGGCGCUUUCAUUUCUUCAAAAACAGCUUGAGUAUGCGCUGCUGUUGUACUGGUUGAGUAUAUAAAGUUAAAUGUCCAAAUUAAAGAAAAUGUUUUGGGAUGAAGAGGAAGGGGAAGAAAUGUCACUGGGGUUUUUCCUUGGUUUCUGUCUUCAUUUAUGUCCAGUGAUAAAAUAAACAAUUGCAUUCUGUUUUAUUUUUAAAAUGCAAAAAGAGCAAA
Molecule: messenger RNA, 1946 nt
Organism: Micropterus salmoides (largemouth bass)
Lineage: Eukaryota; Metazoa; Chordata; Actinopteri; Centrarchiformes; Centrarchidae
Gene: strap
Product: serine/threonine kinase receptor associated protein
Exons: 9
Coding region: 335-1324 (329 amino acids)
Biological process (GO): spliceosomal snRNP assembly
Cellular component (GO): SMN complex
Molecular function (GO): protein binding; RNA binding
Source: RefSeq, a predicted model, not a curated record